This is a messenger RNA of Linum trigynum, 1003 nucleotides long. Lineage: Eukaryota; Viridiplantae; Streptophyta; Magnoliopsida; Malpighiales; Linaceae. The record is from the annotation of a GenBank genome assembly.
AUUCAUCCUUAUCAAUUUUUAAAGAGGAAGCCAUAGGGGUGAGAGCAGAUUUAAGAUUUCCUAGAUCAAAACGCUUAAUCACUUCGACUGAUUGAUAAAAAUUCCUUGGGGAAUCUGUUUAAUCUGAAGACCUAGAAAGUAGUUCAGUUCCCCCAUUAAACUCAUCUCAAAAGCACUCUUCAUAUUUUAUAAACAGGGUUUUGUCUACGAGACCUCUUCUGAAUCCAUUUUCUCCAGGAAUGUGGCUUCAAUGAAGUUGAAGCCAUUCGACUGUACACAAGGGAUACAUGUGAAUACUAUCCUUCACGGCUUGCUACUGGACGACUUCCUGACGAUCUCAAAGUGCUCCAUUUCUUCAUCACUCGUGUUUUCCUCCCUCGCUCUCACGAUCUCUACAGGAUUUACCCCAUGGAUAUGUGGAUGCUUGCUAGUGCCAAAGAAAAUCGCCCCAUCAGCUAUCCCCAUCUCAUGUUUAGUCACAUGCUCCAUUAUUGUGAUGAUAACUUCAAUGAGGAGCUUCCUUUCGCUCCUCAAAUCACUCUGCUGAUGCGUGCCCUUGGUCUUGAUCUUCACUACAAAGUGGCUCGGGUCAAUCUUAUCGACACCCUUCGCGCUCAGUUUGUUCUCCGCAGGGUUCAUGCCUCUAUUGGCCGCCGUCGUCCUCGGGUCAAUGCUUCAUGGGGAGACAGGACUGGUCAUGUAGUUCCUGCAGAGUCCUUAGCAGCUGAACCUGAAGAUGGUCCUGCAGUUCCUGCAGAGAUCUUAGCAGAUGAACCUGAAGAUCCUGAAGAUGGUCUCAGCACUGCUGAUAUGGAGGAAGAGUUAGGUGGAGAUGAAGGGGAAAUCUCUGACUACUUGUCUUCCCCAACCUAUCCUUUCUAAUCUUGUUUGGUUAAUAGGGGAGUUCUGUGUAGGGGGAGCAUGUAGCUUACUAUGUCUUGAGUUUAGUUGAAUCAGGGUCCUUAUGUUUUGAAUAAAGCUCUAAGAAAGAGCAUUUGUUGCC